AUGUUAUUAAAUAAAAUACAGUGCUCCCAGUUAUUUCUUCGAAAGUACUGCCAUUAUUUUGAAAGAAGACUACAUGUUCAAGUAACAACGUUCCAAACUGUUAAGACUUUGCAAAUAAGCGAUGAGGAACCAGCUAAACAUCCAAUAACUGGUCUAGCAACUAAUAAGUCAGCGGGAGAUAUUUUUCCGGCCCCAAGAGUGGUUCCAAUGGUACUAUCUAAGGACCCCGUAGUCUUACCUUUUGAUGACGUACCUGGACCAAAAUCUUUGAAAUAUUUAUCUAAUAUCCGGCACUAUAUAUCUGAAAUAGGAACCCAACUCACAGCUACGCUGUUGACAACUGGUCUCAACAUCAGUUCUUACCUAAGCAAGCGGACGUCCAUACAGAAUUUGUCUUCUCUUUUCGACGAUUAUGGCCCGGUGGUGCGAUUUGUUAGUCCAGUAGGUGGUGACAUAGUACUUCUUAACCACCCUGACCAUAUACGUAAAGUGUUUUCUUUGGAGGGUGAUUAUCCAGUGCGGUCAACUUUGGAGUCACUCGAGAAAUAUCGAAUGGAACACAGGAACCAUGCUUAUGGAGGUAUCUAUACUGUUCACGGUCUGGAAUGGGUCCGCCAAAAAUCAAUAAUGGAAAGGCCGCUUCAAAGUGCCAGCACCCACUAUGCUUCUUCAAUAUACGAAACGUGUGAUAAAUUCACCCAGAAGAUAUACAACUUGCGAAACUAUCAGGAUGAAAUAUCAAAAGAUCUCUACAAGGAGAUACACAAAUGGGCUUUUGACUGUAUGGGCGUGUUGAUAUUCUCGAAGCAGUUUUCGAUGAUAGACACCGAGGUGGUGUACAGUCAGUGCGACAAGUCGUGGAUGUACCAUUGCCUGGAGCAAGCGACCGACGCGUUAGACAAGUGCGAGUCUGGCCCACAUCUGUGGAAGUUGUUCACCACUCCCGCCUGGUACAAACUCGUCAAGUACUGCGAUAAUUUGGACCAUUUAAUCGGAAAACAUGUAUUGGAGGCUGAUCGAGAACUUUCUGGGAAAUCCCCUGACGCAAGUUCACAUUGUUUAAUGAAUGCAAUUUUGCUAAGUGACAACCAAUUAUCUGCCGAAGACAUAGCUACUAUUUUGAUGGACAUGCUAAUUAUUGGUGUUAAUACGAUUGCAUCCUCUAUGUCAUACCUUCUAUAUUACAUCGCAAGAUAUCAAAAAGUGCAAUAUCUUCUUUACCAAGAAAUUGAGAACAUGUAUCCUAAUUUAAUAAUUGAUGACAUUACUAAGCUUAAGGAGAAUACCCCAUAUUUGCAGGCUUGUAUAAAGGAAACUUUAAGAAUUGUUCCACCAAUACCUUUAAUCUCUAGAAUACUCCCAAAAAAUAUUACAUUGGAUCGAUACAAUAUACCAAGAGGGACUCUAAUAAUUAUGUCUACUCAAGAAGCCUCACUCAAAGAGAGCAACUACGAUGAUGCUAAAAAGUUUAACCCAGACAGAUGGAUACAGACAGUCCAUGACUACCAUGCCUUUGCCUCGGUCCCAUUUGGAUUUGGUUCCAGGAAAUGUUUGGGACAAAAUAUUGCUGAAACUAUGCUCUCACUGCUAACUAUAAGGGUGUUGCAGAAAUACAAAUUAGAACAUCAUUAUGGAGAAGUGCAACCAACCCGACGCUUCAUAUCAAAACCGAGCAAGCCACUUAAAAUAAGAUUUAUUGAUAGAAUGUAA
Pieris macdunnoughi is the source of this 1710-nucleotide messenger RNA. The record is from the annotation of a GenBank genome assembly. Lineage: Eukaryota; Metazoa; Arthropoda; Insecta; Lepidoptera; Pieridae.